CACAGCAGACCUGUCCCUUUAACCCAGAAAAGAGCAGGAAAACAGCAGAGUCAUUCUGCAUUUGGAGCAGUAAUGGAAGCAGCCUGUACAAAAUCUUUUCCACCCAUCUUAGAUUACAAGACAGAGAAAUACGUGCUGACAAAGAACAGGAAGGUCGGAGUGUUUCUUCGCCUGCUUCAUCUGGGCAUUUUAUGUUAUAUUAUUGGGUGGGUGUUUCUUGUAAAGAAGGGAUAUCAAGAAAGUGACUCUGAUCCUCACGCUUCUGUGAUAACAAAACUCAAAGGAUCUUCAGUCACUAAAGACCCCGGGAAUAUCAGCAAAGGCUGUGGGAUGUGGCAGACUUUGUAAAGCCUUCUCAGGGAGAAAAUGUCCUUUUCUUGGUGACAAAUUUUAUUGCCACACCACGACAAGUACUAGGUUUCUGUCCAGAGAGCCCAUUGAUUGUAGAUGGUAGGUGUGGAGAAGACCUGGACUGUCUACCAGGAGAACAUGUAGUAAAUGGAAAUGGUGUGAAAACAGGACGAUGUGUAGCACUGAACAGUACUCAUUCCACCUGUGAGAUAUACGCCUGGUGUCCUGUUGAGAAUGAAUCAUUGACAAGUGUAUCUUCUUUAGUGCAGAAGUUAAACAAGAAUUAUAGUGCAUUGGGUAAGUA
Messenger RNA from Staurois parvus, 655 nucleotides. The record is from the annotation of a GenBank genome assembly. NCBI's taxonomy places the organism in Eukaryota, Metazoa, Chordata, Amphibia, Anura, Ranidae.